Molecule: messenger RNA, 1452 nt
Organism: Clavispora lusitaniae ATCC 42720
Lineage: Eukaryota; Fungi; Ascomycota; Pichiomycetes; Serinales; Metschnikowiaceae
Source: RefSeq, a predicted model, not a curated record
AUGAAGAACAAACUCUCCCUCAAAGUGGCCUCCUUGGACGCGCCUGCACCACUUCAUACCCCAAUUGACCAGAUGGUAUCCACGCCGCAGGAGCCGCCGCAUGGCGCGUCUUACUUCCUGCUCUACUCACUCCCCCAGUGCGCUGACAGUGACGACGUGCUAACCGAUGCAGAUGAGCCCCGUGUGCUCCGAAACCACUCGCUAGUGUUCACCCCCUUGUUUGACCUGCUCUUAUGGGGCGUGUAUACGCAGCUCUUGCUGCAGCCCACCACCAAACCAUUUCUGGGCCCUGUGCCACCUUCGGGACUCGCGUCGCGUGCUGCCAAUGAUACCGUUCACGCCCUUAUUCGCCAUCUGGCAGAGACGCCUACUGCAGUUUACGAUGCCCAAGGCUCUUUGACUGUCGACGCCUUGAACUCACGUGCGCACCAGCCUGUGAUUUUGCUGUUGAUUCGUAAACGGUUACUUGACUUAUGCCUGCUGCAGCGCACACAGGCAGCUCCUCCCGCCGUCACAGCGGUGCAGGUGGCCGUGCCGCAGCUGGUGGCGCAGGCGCCGCUGCUGGUAUACAUGAGUUUUGGUGCACGUCAACUGUCCAUCUCCAAUUUGCUGUUGACGGAACAAAAUGUUGCGCAGUAUCAGGGAUCUCGGGGUGGCGCGCCGCCACUUUCUCUGAACCGCCUGCGCCUGUCCUCGUUAAGCUUGCGCAAGCAUUCUCUCACGCGCAAUAACUCGGGCACAAACUGGUUGCAUGUUGGAAAUAUUUCGUCAGGCCGUGGUGGAUUGGGUAACCCAGACUUAGGUGCUUCUACAGACCUGCUUCAGCUGAUGACUGACUUCGUCCCUGCAGCGUUUGUCAGUCGCCCACAACAGCAGCCGCAACAACAACAAGGUCUGCAGGGCCAGAAUCAACAACAGCAAGGAAUGUGGGGCCCACAGCCGGGCUUUAAUAGUAUGAUGCUCGACUACCAAACGCCACCUACUUCCGCAAAAAGCUCCUUUUCGCAGGGUAGUACGCCGCCAUCCACGCAGCGAGAUGCAAUGUACAUGAAUACCCCUGGAUCUGCUGUGUCGGAAUAUGAAGACUUUGCACCAGUAUUGCUGCGCUCACGCUCCUCUUCCCGCGGCCUUGUGGGUUCUUUGCCUAAACCACUCACUAUAAACACAGACUCCGCUAACUUUUUGCUGGGUAUGAGCAGUAGUGCUCAGACGCCGGGCGCACAGGAGGCGCUUAACUCGCCAUUUGUUGGUGUGCUGUCUGAGGACGGUGGAUAUUUCCCGCUCCAUUCUUCAGGCAACUUGCUGCCAGGCUUGCUCAGUUCAGCCGUUAUCCCCGAGAGCCCCAAGGACAUGCCUAUGGCAAGUGGUAACAACAAAAUCAACUUACCUGGACAAUUUAGCCUCAGCGAGAAGAAGCGUGACUCUUUGAAGAUGAAGCGUGGCAUUCACUAG